This is a messenger RNA of Salvelinus fontinalis (brook trout), 3355 nucleotides long. RefSeq names its product zinc finger protein ZFP2-like. The coding region runs from base 239 to 1804 and encodes 521 amino acids. The transcript has 2 exons. The record is from RefSeq and is a predicted model, not a curated record. Lineage: Eukaryota; Metazoa; Chordata; Actinopteri; Salmoniformes; Salmonidae.
AACAUCUCGUCAACCACCUCGGUAGCUUGCUAGCCAACAUAGCCGAAGGUUUCUAGCUAUUUAUACGAUUUCGGUCUAUAUUAGCUAUUGUGUUUUAGACACACGUUUGUCGUAUCUACUUGUUAACCUAUUUAAUUGAAUAUUACGUUAAUUUGUAUUAGUCAGCUAUAGUAGCUUGCUGGUUAAGUUAGCACUAGCCUAAUCGCUAAUUGAAGCUAGCUAGCUAACAUCCCCGAACAUGAGCUCCUUAAACUACUCCCCUCCUGUUAAAGAAGAGGUCUGCUGGACGGAGGAAGAAGCUCUGGGGUUGAACAUUGUCGUGAAAGAGGAGAAGGAAGAAGAGGAUGUUACAGUAAAACAAGAAGUAGAGGAUGAGUCUGUUACAGUGAAAAAAGAAGAGGAAGACGUUUCAGUGAAAGAAGAGGAAGACGCUUUCAGAGUGAAAGAGGAGGAGGAUGUUACAGUAAAAGAAGAGGAGGAGGGAAAAGAGGAGGAUGCAGUUUUUGGAGUGAAGAAUGAAGGGGAGAUUACUGUCACAUUGAAAGAUGAAGAGGUGGAGAACGGGGAUCUGAUUAACACCAGAGAGAGACCAGACUCUCCCUCUGACAUCGGGAAGAGUCCUUCAGGGGAAUCAGACCCAGGGAAGAGUCCUUCAUGGGAAUCAGACCCAGAGAUGCCCAAAGCAACAGGAGGACAUCACUGCUCCCACUGUGGAAAGAGUUUUACAAAGUUAGGGAGCCUGAAGAAACAUGAGAGGACACACACAGGAAAAAAGACUUUCCAAUGUUCCCAGUGUGGAAAAGGUUUUCUUUGGUUAUAUCACCUGAAUAGGCAUGAGAGGACACACACAGGAGAAAAACCGUUCCAAUGCUCCCAUUGUGGAAAAAGUUUUAACGAAUUAGGGUACCUAUUAAUACAUAAGAGAAUACAUUCUGGAGAGAAGCCUUACCACUGCUCUAAAUGUAGAAUGACUUUUACCUGGUUAGGGAGCCUUAAAACGCAUGAGAGAAUACACACUGGAGAAAAUCCUUUCCAAUGUUCCCACUGUGGAAAGAAUUUUACUCAGUUAGGGAACCUAAAUCGGCACAAGAGGACACACACAGGAGAGAAGCCUUACCAAUGCUCUCAGUGUAGAAAGAGUUUUAGGGGUUUAGUGAGCCUGAAACAGCAUAAGAGAAUACACACAGGAGAGAAGCCGUAUCACUGUUCCCAGUGUGGAAAGAGUUUUAGAUGGUUAGGGACUCUGAAAAUGCAUGAGAGGACACACACAGGAGAAAAACCGUACCAAUGCACCAUGUGUGGAAAGAGAUUUACCCAGUUAAAGUCCAUGAAAUUACAUGGGAGAAUACAUACAGGAGAGAAGCCUUACCACUGCUCCCACUGUGGAAUGACUUUUACCUGGUUAGUAAACAUGAAAACUCAUGAGCGAAUACACACAGGAGAGAAGCCUUAUCAAUGUUCCCAGUGUGGAAAGAAUUUUAGGGGUUUAGUGAACCUGAAACAGCAUGAGAGGACACACCCACAAGAAAAGCCUUACCAAUGCUCCCUGUGUGGAAAGAGUUUUACAAAGUUAGGGGGUCUGACAAGGCAUGAGAGGACACACACAGGAGGGGAUAAGACAUACCACUGCUCCCUGUGCGGAAAGACAUUUAACAGGUUAAGGCAUCUGAAUAAGCAUGAAAGAAUACAUACACAGGAGGAGAAGACAUACCACUGCUCUCAUUGUGGAAAGACAUUUUCCCAGUCAGAGGACCUGAAAGCACAUGAGAGAAUAGAGAGGCUUUGUUCUGACUUGUGUUUUUGACUGAGAAUUUGUGUUUUUGUAUAUACCACAUGAAAUCAUAUUGUUUAUAUGAAGUCUUCAACAAAAUAGGUUUACUUAAAAAAAUGUUUGUUUCGUUUCUAAAAUGAGAUAUAAAAAAAAUGAUGUACAUUGAUAUUUUGUAUACAAGUGUACAGGUUUCAGGCUAAUAGAGCGCAGGUGCAUAACAAAGUUUGUAAUUUUCCACGAUAGUAAGUAAGUAGCCUUGCAGGAGCCUUGGCUUGUCUAAUCCAGAACAGCUCAUAGUAACAGGAGCCUAUCUCCUGUUUCUGUAAAGGACUCUAGUCUAUACAUUACCACAGUAUAGUAACAGGAGUCUAGUCUAUACAGUACCACAGUAUAGUAACAGGAGUCUAGGCUAUACAGUACCACAGUAUAGUUACAGGAGUCUAGUCUAUACAGUACCACAGUAUAGUAACAGGACUCUAGUCUAUACAUUACCACAGUAUAGUAACAGGAGUCUAGUCUAUACAUUACCACAGUAUAGUAACAGGAGUCUAGUCUAUACAGUACCACAGUAUAGUAACAGGAGUCUAGUCUAUACAGUACCACAGUAUAGUAACAGGAGUCUAGUCUAUACAUUACCACAGUAUAGUAACAGGAGUCUAGACUAUACAGUACCACAGUAUAGUAACAGGAGUCUAGUCUAUACAGUACCACAGUAUAGUAACAGGAGUCUAUCUCCUGGUUCUGUAGUGAGGCAUCUUGAUGUACAGUACUUCCCCUGGAUAGGACUCUAGUCUAUACAUUACCACAGUAUAGUAACAGGAGUCUAGUGUAUACAGUACCACAGUAUAGUAACAGGAGUCUAGUCUAUACAGUACCACAGUAUAGUAACAGGAGUCUAGUGUAUACAGUACCACAGUAUAGUAACAGGAGUCUAGUGUAUACAGUACCACAGUAUAGUAACAGGAGUCUAGUGUAUACAGUACCACAGUAUAGUAACAGGAGUCUAGUCUAUACAGUACCACAGUAUAGUAACAGGAGUCUAGUCUAUACAUUACCACAGUAUAGUAACAGGAGUCUAGUCUAUACAUUACCACAUUAUAGUAACAGGACUCUAGUCUAUACAGUACCACAGUAUAGUAACAGGAGUCUAGUCUAUACAUUACCACAGUAUAGUAACAGGGGUCUAGUCUAUACAGCACCACAGUAUAGUAACAGGAGUCUAGUGUAUACAGUACCACAGUAUAGUAACAGGAGUCUAGUGUAUACAGUACCACAGUAUAGUAACAGGAGUCUAGUCUAUACAGUACCACAGUAUAGUAACAAUCAAUCAAUCAAUCAAUUUUAUUUUAUAUAGCCCUUCGUACAUCAGAUAAUAUCUCGAAGUGCUGUACAGAAACCCAGCCUAAAACCCCAAACAGCUAGAAUGCAGGUGUAGAAGCACGGUGGCUAGGAAAAACUCCCUAGAAAGGCCAAAACCUAGGAAGAAACCUAGAGAGGAACCAGGCUAUGAGGGGUGGCCAGUCCUCUUCUGGCUGUGCCGGGUGGAGAUUAUAACAGAACUAUGCCAAGAUGUUCAAAAAUGUU